Molecule: messenger RNA, 2239 nt
Organism: Ixodes scapularis (black-legged tick)
Lineage: Eukaryota; Metazoa; Arthropoda; Arachnida; Ixodida; Ixodidae
Gene: RabX6
Product: ras-related protein Rab-30
Exons: 3
Coding region: 337-951 (204 amino acids)
Molecular function (GO): GTPase activity; GTP binding
Source: RefSeq, a predicted model, not a curated record
AAUAGAAAAGCGAGCAAAACGGAAAAACUUUUCGCUUUUCCUUCUCGCAUAUGGCGCACGUCGUCCAAGUGAGACGGUUGUUAAUUGUAAUCGCUCUUUCAGAAAGGCGAUUAUUUUGGAUUUCCUCGAGUCGACCGUAAAGAUGCAUCUGCGAAUACCGUCGAACAUCUUCACCUUUCGUGUUUCUCCGGCGGGCAAUGCGGCCUGGGCACUGGGUCAUCGAUAGUGCGGGAAAGACCCUUAUAUAGGCUGCAGCCCGCUACCGGCACUGCCAUGGGUUGUCCUCUUUAAAAACACACCUGGGACAGAUCCAACCGGGCCCUACUGUCUUCAGGGAUGGCCUCGACCAAGCUGCCGGAGCAGAAGGUGAUCCUGUGCGGCGAGUAUGGCGUGGGCAAGAGCUCUCUCUUCCGGAGGUUCACCACAAACUCCUUUGUGGCGAGCAGCGACCGCAGCUCCACGCUGGGCCUCGACCAUUACGACAAGGUUUACAAGGUGGCCGGCAGGGACCUCAAGCUGCAGCUGUGGGACACGGGGGGCAUGGAGCGGGUGGCCUCCAUCACGUCCAGCUACUACAAGUUUGCUGAAGCGGCCGUGCUGGUGUUCAGCUUCGACAAUCCAGACUCCUUCAACAUCCUCUCUCAGCACCUGCUGGACAUUGUGAGCUAUGCCGAGAACGCAAAGAUCUUCCUGUGCGGCAACAAGGUGGACCUGGCCGGCCGCAUCUACGUCUCGGAGCAGGACAUCGAGGCCUUCUGCGAGCAGUGCCACAACCUCAUCAGUGGCGUCUACCGCACCUCCUGCAAGACGGGGCAGGGUGUCGAGGAGAUGUUCACAGACAUUGCCCGCCAGCUGGUCAUGUCCUGCCGUGUCAAGGACAUGGAUGACGUGGCUAAGGACUCCUUCAAGGUCACCCAGCAGGAGGACGUCCAGGAGUCGUGUAGUUGCUAGGCCUGAAGGGGUUGCCCCCGCUCGAAGCAUCGUGGCAGGCGGGUGUCCGUGUCGUUGCAGAUGGGUAUCUUGAGCCCGUUGCAGACUGAAGUCUCCAUGCCAUUGCAGGCGAAGUCUGUAAUUGCAGACGGGUGUCUGCGCCAUUGGAGACGAGUGUUUAUGCCGACCGAGCAUUGCACGUUUGUAACCUUAAAAAGGUGUUGCUUUUUUCUUCUUUUUUUUUUUAAGAAAACAUUAAGACCACUAUUAAUCUCACAUAGUUAAAUGACGUAGUUGCAUUUAAGGGUUAAAUCCUAGAAAAUAAUUUUUUUUUAAUAACAAUUUGAAAGUAAUUAUAACGAGGACUGUGUGUAAUCCUCGAUAUACUUACGAGGGCUCCUGCUUUUUUCUAAAGAAAACAUUUAGAGAAGUUGUUACCAAUUUUACAUAUAGGUAGUUCAAUAUUAUAGUUCCCUCUGAGGAUUAAAAUAAAAUGAUUUUGGGAAGUUUAUCAGUCAAGUAGAGAAUUAGGAAGUGCAAUUAUAACGAGGACCACCGUAUAUGGUGCUCGGUAUAAUCGUAACAAGGGCUAAUUUUUUUAUGUUUUCAGUCUUUACAUACUUUGUUUGUAACUGUUCCGAGCAGCGUUCCUCACUUGCACAGCUGUGGGCACGUGAGGAAGCAGCACAAGAACACAAAUAAUAAAGCAAGAAAACACUAGGCAAUUUUUAAAGCUGCACAUAUUCUACUUAGUGAUGCAGCUAUAAGGCAGCAUGUUGCCUCUAAUGUGCCAGAGGUGUGGGAAGUGUGUCACUGCAUCGUGCUUUCAUUUCUUUGUAUGUUUGCCAUCUUAUCAUUGCUCUCCCUACAGCCUGCCUAGCCUUCCAACUACUGUGCAGCUCAUAGUUUUAUGGACUACUGCAUAGAGCGGCGCAGUGAAAUCUGCACGUGGCACAAUUGCUGCGAACGGCCCUCCGAACUCUCUUCCCUUUUGCAUUCAUUCAACGUUGAGUGAGCUACGGGUCCAGCAACAGUGUGAUGGUCACACUUGUGACCAGUGAGGAAGUUGUGAUAGAAAGCGGAAGUGCCAAACUCGCCAGUGAAAGGCAGCACCUUUAUUCGUUGCUUGGAAGACUGCCCCUCUCUGGAAGACUGCACAAAGACGAUGUCUUGGCAGAACUGAGAGAACAUUCGAGGCGUGCCUCUGAGGGCAGCUCUGUGACACAUUGUGUGUUCUACAGCCUGGCUCAUGGCCAAAGUAGUGUGUUGUUUUCAUUUUGCUAAUAAAGCUUUACAGAGCAUCGCUGAA